Molecule: messenger RNA, 1199 nt
Organism: Anopheles funestus (African malaria mosquito)
Lineage: Eukaryota; Metazoa; Arthropoda; Insecta; Diptera; Culicidae
Exons: 1
Coding region: 860-1198 (112 amino acids)
Source: RefSeq, a predicted model, not a curated record
GUCAGUCCACAUGGCAGGACCGGGUUCAUAUCCCAUCCGGACCGUUCCCCCGUAGCAAGGACUGACUAUCCGGCUACGUGGUAAAAUAAGUCUAGUAAGCCAGAAAUGGCCGGCGUGACCUGUAAGGUCGUUAAGCCAUGAAGAAGAACUUUCAAAGAUUGGGAAAACGGUUAAUUCUUCUGGCUCACAAACCUCGAUUCCUCCACUGCUGUUGCUUUUAGAAUGUUUUCUGAAAACAAUUUACAUGACAAAAGAGACUCAUGAUUCUUUGAUCGAAACAGUUUUUCUCUUCAAAUUUACACGAAAAAUAUCCAACAAAAAUAUGUACUCAAACACGUGCGCAAAGGAGUUAAAUAGUCGUUAAUAAUACUUUUGACUGGUAGUGUGUUCGACACCCCUGAGCAAACCAACAUUCUCCAACAGCGAUCGCGAGAGCAGAGAUAAAUGUAUGCUCAUGCUUUGCCAAAGCUUACCACGGUACGCAGCAUAGCUUUCAGUGAUCAUUCUGACUUAAGCGUCCAGUGUGAUCGGAUCGAUCGUGCACUCUAUUAAAAACGACGAGUAGGAUCAUUUCCUUCCGGUUUAAACCUCAACCAGUGCUUGUGUUGUAAUUGCUGAUCAUUUCAACUCGAACACUUGGCGCGAUCAGACCUGAUCUGGCUUCUUCGGUGUUUUAACGUGUGUGGAAUUCACCUUCCGAUAGUACCCAGAAAAUAGUGAUAAACAUUUUAAAUUUCAAACAUACUUUCUGAAGCUUACUUUAAGUCUAUGUGAGUUGUGAGCAUUUGUGGCGAGUGAUCGUGAAUCCUUUUGAGUGCAGUGAACAAUUUAAUAUUAAAAAGACAACAUCCACAUCAACAUGAAUACCCGUCAGCUGCUUGUGAUUGGAUUAAUCGUCCUGCUAACUGUGGCCACCGUUUGUGAUGCAAGACGUCGUUUUCCCAACCGGCGAAGAGGUCCUUCGCGGAAAACGCUCAAACAGCUGUACUACGAGUCGCGUGAAACGAACACACCGAACUUUGUCCGUUUGGUGCUGAUGAGGCUGAUCUAUGGUAUCGCGACCCAGAUGGGCGUUGAGGAGCGGCUGGACAACGUGUUCGGUGGUGCAUUCGUACCACCGAAUGCCGUCGAUGACAGUUCGGACUUUUUCGACGUGCUGAGCGACGAAAGUGGUGAAGAUUUUAGCUUCGGUUUGUGAG